Sarcophilus harrisii (Tasmanian devil) is the source of this 2165-nucleotide messenger RNA. It is a transcript of the gene ARMC1, whose product is annotated as armadillo repeat containing 1. Lineage: Eukaryota; Metazoa; Chordata; Mammalia; Dasyuromorphia; Dasyuridae. The record is from RefSeq and is a predicted model, not a curated record. The transcript is spliced from 9 exons. The coding region runs from base 493 to 1410 and encodes 305 amino acids. Gene Ontology annotation, molecular function: metal ion binding; protein binding.
UCCUAUUGGCUCUAUCUUUAUAAGGCCACGACUCUUUAUCCUUCGUAGCCAACGACCUUCGUACCCUAAGAAGAACUUCAGGAAUUGGCGGAAAUUGAUCUCGCGCUUAGAGCCAAUGAGCGCGCAGAGACUGCAGAAGUGACCGGGUCACCGAGCUGGAGUCCGCUGUUCGGUCCUCCUCCCUUGCUUUUAGCUUCUCCAAAGCCGCCUUCUUCUGGGCCAAGGUAGUUGAGUCUUUUCCGCUAGCCUCGGCGGGGACAGCGAACGGCACCACCUCCGCGGGCCUUGGAACGCUUCCGACCGUGCGGCUCCACGAUGCGGCGGGGCCUGAAUGCGUGAAGCUGCCCUCGGAGCGUCGGGCAGUGUGACACUUAUAGGAAAGUGGAACAGAGAAGGAAGUUUUGGCCUAAGAGUCUGUGAAUGUGAAUGCUGUCAUAGGACAACAAAUUGAAUUUUAAAAAAAAGACUUUAUUUCUUCAUAUGGCAUAGAAGAUGAGUUCUGUCACCAUGAAUGAUGAGCCUGAUGCACUUUCGGUGGUUAACCAGCUUCGGGAUCUUGCAGCAGAUCCGCUAAAUAGACGAGCCAUUGUCCAGGAUCAAGGAUGUCUGCCAGGCCUCAUUUUGUUUAUGGACCACCCCAAUCCUCCUGUUGUCCACUCGGCUUUGCUAGCGCUACGCUACUUGGCAGAAUGCCGGGCUAACAGAGAAAAGAUGAAAGGAGAACUGGGUAUGAUGUUGAGCUUGCAAAAUGUAAUACAAAAGACUACAACUCCAGGAGAGACUAAACUUCUGGCUUCUGAAAUCUAUGACAUCCUUCAGUCAUCCAACAUGGAAGAUACUGGCAAUGUCAAUGAAAUGAACUCUCGUAGAAGGAAAGCUCAGUUUUUUCUUGGAACUACAAACAAGCGUGCCAAAACAGUGGUUUUACAUAUAGAUGGCCUUGAUGAUUCUGAGUAUAUAUGGGGAAAAGAUGAUUCCUGUGGUCUCUCAGGAAGAGAAGAGAUUGCAAGAAAAUAUGUAAGAAAGUCUCGGAGAAAUCUUUGUGAAGAGGCCUUGUUGAAAAUUAAAGGAGUUAUUAGUUUUACAUUUCAGAUGGCUGUUCAGAGAUGUGUUGUACGAAUCCGUUCAGAUUUGAAAGCAGAGGCUUUGGCAACAGCAAUAGCAUCAACCAAAGUUAUGAAAGCCCAGCAAGUUGUAAAAAGUGAAACAGGAGAAGAAAUGCUGGUCCCAUUUCAAGAUACUCCUGUAGAAGUAGAACAGAAUACAGACCUACCUGACUAUCUGCCUGAGGAUGAGAGUCCUAUAAAAGAACAAGAUAAAGCAGUGUCUCGAGUUGGGUCACAUCCAGAAGGUGGAGCCAGCUGGUUGAGCACUGCAGCAAACUUUUUAUCCCGUUCCUUUUACUGGUGACUUAAAUUCGAGGCUCAAGGACUGUAUGAACCAACAAGGGGCCAGUUUUCCAUUGGUGUGGUGAACUGUCAAGUGCAAUUUGCAAUAAGUUAUCAUGAAAAGUUUUUAGAUUACACAAUUACGUAUGCUGCAUUUUACAUUUUAUUGGACGUUUAACCUGUCAGGUAGUUAAAGGGACAGAGGCCUCAGAUGGGAUUGCUUUGUUUGAAGGGUAUUUCUUGGUUUUUGUUUUCCUGUGUUUUAUUCUUUCACUUAAAAAAUAUAUACAUAUAUGGGUCCACUAUUAAAACCAAAUCUUUAUGCAGCUUUAAAUUUUAUUUCACAUGAAAUAUGUGAUUAGACAGAUUUUCUACUAAAGUCUCAGGACUUUGUUUGCAGGGUAAUUCUUUUUAUCCCAAGUUAUACCUGAAUUGUUAAAUUUUUGGGGGGAGGAUGGGGGAUGGUAGGGGGAGGGGGGUGUUCCUUGUUUCUAAUGAAGGAUGUUGGUUUUGGUACUCUUUACCAGGAAGCCAGAAGAAUAUACACCUGCUUAUUCUUUCCCCUUUUUCUACCCCUUUUGUUUUUGCCAACCAUAUUUGCAGAAGCAUAAUUUUCUGUAGCAUUUUAUGUAUUAGAAUUUAUCUUUUUGAACACAGUGAUUCCUAUAAUACAUUCUAAAUUAUUUUGUUACCCCCAAAACAUUGAUAUUUUGUAUGUAUGGUUGACAAAGAAUUGAGAAGAGGAAACUGUGGUUGUGUUGUUAAUUAUAUUGCUUU